Tarenaya hassleriana is the source of this 1017-nucleotide messenger RNA. Its product is annotated as zinc finger protein 2. NCBI's taxonomy places the organism in Eukaryota, Viridiplantae, Streptophyta, Magnoliopsida, Brassicales, Cleomaceae. The record is from RefSeq and is a predicted model, not a curated record. The transcript has a single exon. Bases 356 to 748 code for a protein of 130 amino acids. Gene Ontology annotation, biological process: negative regulation of abscisic acid-activated signaling pathway.
CUAAUCCUAGAUGGACCGACAAGGGGUUCAAAUGGUGCCAUUAAUGGAGGCGACAGCACUCGGAUUCCCCACUGAUUCGUUCAGCUUCAUGUCUCUUUCUCUCUCUCCAUGUCCGAUAUAAUCAUACUGUAGACUCGGAGUUGCAUAACAAUUGAGCAAACCUAUGCACACAGGCACCUACAUAUAAUGCCCUCUUCCUCAGACCCUCCAUGCCCACUUCACUUCUCAUCUCCCUCCCUCUCUCUCUCUCUCUCUCUCUCUCUAGCUAAACACAUUAUCACAUUCUAAGUUGCACCAACGGUGCUUUCCUCUUUCUCCCACCCCACAAUCUCUCUAUCUCUCUCUCACCAGGGCUAUGGACUUUCAACCAAACACGUCACUACAUCUUAGCCUACCCAACUACAAGAACCAGCUAAACCUAGAACUCGUUCUCGAACCUUCUUCUUCUUCUCCGACAUCUGCUUCGGAGCAGAGAGUGUUCUCGUGCAACUACUGCCACAGAAAGUUCUACAGCUCUCAGGCACUAGGUGGCCACCAAAACGCUCACAAGCUCGAGAGAACGCUCGCCAAAAAGAGCCGAGAGCUCAUGAGAUCCUCCUCCGGUGGUUCUUCCGCCGACUCCUUCUCCUUCUCCGGCCGCUUCCAGCUGUACGGCCCCGGCCAUGCUUCCAGGGACGUUGCUCGUCGAGUGCCUGAUGUCCAUCAGGACCAGGACUUGGGCCAUCUUGACUUGUCCCUCAGGCUUUGAUUUUACUCUCUCGUCUCCGAGCCCUUGGUAAUGUUCAAUUAUUGCCUUGUUUUGCUCUUACUGCUCACCGGAGAGUCGUUGAUUAGGGCAGGAAAGACGGUCGAAUUUUAUCGAAUGAAGUAUAUCUUACUAUCUCUGUCAAUUAUUCUGUAUCUUGGGUUCUGUAAAACCCUUAGGAUCGGCCGUACGUAAGAUAUUUCUAUCAAAUGGGAACGAAUUUUCCUAGGAAACAUAUCAGAUUACCAUCUAAGAAAGUUUGUUGAGUUUCA